Messenger RNA from Rhineura floridana, 2251 nucleotides. RefSeq names its product nucleoporin 85 (gene NUP85). Bases 219 to 2171 code for a protein of 650 amino acids. Gene Ontology annotation, cellular component: nuclear pore outer ring. Gene Ontology annotation, molecular function: structural constituent of nuclear pore. The record is from RefSeq and is a predicted model, not a curated record. Lineage: Eukaryota; Metazoa; Chordata; Lepidosauria; Squamata; Rhineuridae. The transcript has 19 exons. Gene Ontology annotation, biological process: positive regulation of DNA-templated transcription; mRNA export from nucleus; protein import into nucleus.
CUGUUCGUAAACGUUCAACAGAUACAAUUUCUACAAUUUCCUAUCUCUAGGGGUGGAGAAGGGGAAAGCGGGGUCCUGGCGUUCGCAUGCUCGCGGCUGCGUGUGAAGCACGACUAUUGGCUGGGAAUGCCCGGCCUCGGUAGAGAGCUGAGGAAGCGCCUGCUGCAGGAGAGCAGGGAGCGAGUUGCGGGAGUUUGUGCCUUGCUUGGCUGGGUGACAUGGAGGAGCUGGACGUGGAACCUAUGGUUACACUGAUUCCAGAAGUGAAUUCUGACAAGAAGCAGUUAUGUUUUGAGUGGGGACCUGGGGAGAUGCUGGUCUGUGAAACACUGUUUGGAUCAACAGAGUGUAAAGAGAAAAGGCCUGGUUGUCCCUAUGUCUACGUUGUUCGCAAAGAUCAAGAUGUAUACUCUCAGACUUUGAGGAAGCUUUUCAAUGAAUCACAUGGGAUCUUCGUCGGGCUUCAGAAAGAUGAGAAAGAAAAAGUUGGGAAGGCAAGGACUGCCCAGUUGGUUCGAGUGAGCAAAAACUACCGCUCAGUCAUAAGAGCCUGCAUGGAAGAUUCACAUCAGAUGGCUAUUUCAACACGGGACCCAGUAAUGCACAUACAGCACAGUACUCAGGUCUCCAUUCUCUCUGCGAUGGAGUUGAUCUGGAAUCUUUGUGAAAUCAUGUUCAUUGAAGCGGCACCAGCUGGACCUCUCCUGUGUCACCUCCUUGACUGGGUUCGUCUUCAUGUGUGUGAGGUGGACAACAUGGUUUGUGAAGUUCUGAGGAGCAAAAGUCCGGCAAAACAUGAACAAUUCUGGAAUGUGAUAACCAUCUUUGUGCUACAAGGCCGGAUGGAUGAGGCCAGACAACUACUGUCUAAGGAAGCCAAUACUAAUCCCACUUCUGUGAGCAUGUGCAAAAUUUUGGAUGAGUUGAUGAAGAAGAUGCCUGUUCUCUGUCCUAGCAACACCCAGACUUUGACAGAGAUGGAGCUGAAAUGGCAGCAUUGGCAUGAGGAAUGUCAACGGUUCCUAAAAGAUGGGACAUUUGCUUCUAAUCCCCACAUGGAAACCCUUUGCAAGAUUCUAUUGGGUGAUGAGAGCACCAUUUUAGAGAAGAAAGACCUCAUGACUACUUGGUACCAUUUUUUGGUAACCCGGCUGUUGUACUGUCAUCCUACCGUGAAGCAUGUGGAACUCCAUCUCUAUGCACAAUCCAGCCUGGACCUGUUCCUGGGAGGAGAAAGCAGCCCUGAGCCUUUAGAUAGCAUCUUGCUAGCAGCCUUUGAAUUUGAUAUCCAUCAAGUGAUUAAAGAAUGCAGCAUUGCCCUGAGCAACUGGUGGUUUGUAGCCCAUCUGACAGACCUACUGGAUCACUGCAAUCUCCUCCAAUCUCACAACCUUUAUUUUGGUUCCAAUAUGCGUGAAUACCUCCUGCUGGAAUAUGCUUCUGGACUCUUUUCCCAUCACAGUUUGUGGCAGCUUGCAGUAGACUAUUUUGACCACUGUCCAGAAUAUGGUAGAGCAUACUUGGAGCAUCAUAUUGAACGGAUCCCUCUCGACACAGAGCAUAAAGCCCUCAAAGUACUGAGGAUCUGUGAACAGAGAAUGAUGAAUGAACAAGUUCGUAGUAUCUGUAAGAUCAUGGCCAUGAAAGCUGUCCGGAACAAUCGCCUUGGCUCUGCUCUGUCCUGGAGCAUCCGGGCAAAGGAUGCUGCAUUUGCUACCCUCAUAUCAGACAGAUUUCUGAAGGAGUAUUGUGAAAGAGGCACUUUUUCAGACUUGGACCUUAUUGACAACUUGGGACCAUCCAUGCUGCUUAGUGAUCGACUGACAUUUCUUGGGAAGUACCGGGAAUUUCAUCGGAUGUAUGGUGAGAAGCAGUUCCUUGCAGCAGCUAAGCUGCUGUUAAUGUUGAUGACAGCUCGUAUUGCUCCUUGCUCCUUCUGGAUGACCCUGUUGACUGAUGCACUUCCACUCCUGGAGCAGAAAGAGGUUAUAUUCUCUGCUGAUCAGACAUAUGAACUGAUGAAAUGUCUGGAAGAUGUGACAGCAGCAGAAUCAAAAAAACAAAAGCUCCAGGAUGAUGCUGAGACAAUGAAGGUGGAAAUACUAAGACUCGCUCUAGCACGAAACCUUGCCCGGGCCAUUGUGAAAGAAGGCACAUUGGAAGAAUCAUGAGAGCAGCUCACAAACUUUGCUCAUUGUCUUACUGUACAUACCAUGGCUGUUUUUUCUAGGAAUAAAUGUCAUUGUUUGCA